AUGGAGUUUCAAUCAGAAGAUGAGGCAUACAACUUCUACAAUAGGUACGGAUUAGUUGUUGGAUUUAGUGUUCGGAAAGACUACUUGAACAAGGAUAAAGACGGUGUAGUUACAUUGAGAAGGUACACAUGUUGCAAAGAAGGAAUAUCCUUGAAACAAUCCCAUGAACUCAUGGGAAAAGAGGCAGGUGGAUUAGGCAAUAUUGGCUACACUCGUGAUGACUUAGAACGCUAUCUACGAACAAAAAGAGAGAGGAGAUUAAAGUAUGGUGAAACCGGUGCAAUGCUACGAUACUUUGAAGAACUAGUGCAUUAUAGUUCACUGUUCGUUAUUUAG
Coffea eugenioides is the source of this 336-nucleotide messenger RNA. RefSeq lists its product as uncharacterized. The record is from RefSeq and is a predicted model, not a curated record. Lineage: Eukaryota; Viridiplantae; Streptophyta; Magnoliopsida; Gentianales; Rubiaceae. The coding region runs from base 1 to 336 and encodes 111 amino acids. The transcript is spliced from 2 exons.